Strigops habroptila (Kakapo) is the source of this 3312-nucleotide messenger RNA. RefSeq names its product RIC8 guanine nucleotide exchange factor A (gene RIC8A). Gene Ontology annotation, molecular function: G-protein alpha-subunit binding; guanyl-nucleotide exchange factor activity. The transcript has 11 exons. The record is from RefSeq and is a predicted model, not a curated record. Bases 423 to 2042 code for a protein of 539 amino acids. Lineage: Eukaryota; Metazoa; Chordata; Aves; Psittaciformes; Psittacidae. Gene Ontology annotation, cellular component: cytoplasm; plasma membrane. Gene Ontology annotation, biological process: G protein-coupled receptor signaling pathway.
AAAAUGUCCGUCCCCCUCCGCUCACUCCCUGCUGCUCCGUGCGCUGCGGCGGGGAGCGAACCGCGCCGGGCCGGGCCGGGCCGCCGCUCCCCGGGGGCACCGCGACCCGCCGCGCUGGGCCGGGCCCCGGGCGCGGAGCGCGGCCGGGGGAGGGCCGGGGCCAGGAAAUGAGGCAGGAAGCCGGGGCGGCGGGAGGAAGGUAACGGCGCUUCCCUCCGCCCCUGCUCGCCGCAGCCCCUCUCCCGGCCGGGCCUCGCCCGCCGCGGCCGCAGGGCCCCAGCCCCGGAGCGUCGGUCCCGGCUCCGAGGGACCCCGAGCCGCAGCUCUCGUGUAUCCAGGUCCUUCCGCGUCGCCGUUACCCGGAGCCGGGGAGCUCCCUGUUCACCUCCUGCUGAGCUGAGCCCAGCUGAGCUGGGGAGAUAAUGGAGCUCAGGGCAGUGGUGGCCACUCUGGAGAGCGGGGAGCAGGACACCGUGCUCAGGGUGCUUCAGAUCUACAACCAGGAGAAAUCUCAGUGCUUCACCUUUGACGACGAGGAGCGGGAAGAGAGGAAGAAAAUGGCCCAGCUGCUGAUCAGGUUCCUGGAGAGAGAGCUGCAGCCGUCCUGCCAGGUCACCUGCCUGGAGAGCAUCCGCAUCCUGUCCCGCGACAAGUUCUGCCUGGAGCCCUUCACCACCAAGGACGGGCUCCGGACCCUCUCCAGGCACGCUGGCGUCGACCACUCCGAGGAGCUCAUCCGGGAGGUCCCCGACUUGGAUGUAAUCCUGGAGUCCCUCAAGUGUCUCUGCAACAUCGUCUUCAGCAGCCCGCGGGCGCAGGAGCUGGCGGCGGAGGCGCGGCUCGUGGUGGGCCUGGCCAGGCGCAUCAAGCUCUACAACGAGAGGAGCCUUCCCCAUGAGGUGAAGUUCUUUGACCUGCGCCUCCUGUUCCUGCUGACAGCGCUGCGGGUGGACACGCGGCAGCAGCUGGCCCAGGAGCUCAGGGGUGUCAGCCUCAUGGCAGAUACGCUGGAGCUCACCCUUGGUGUGAAGUGGAUGGACCCCUAUGAAGUUGCCACCGAGGAGGGGCUUCUCCCACCUUUGCCUCGGCAGGAGACAGAGCGAGCCAUGGAGAUCCUCAAAGUGCUCUUCAACAUCACUUUCGACUCCAGCAAGAGGGAGGUGGAUGAGGAAGAUGCUGCUUUGUACCGGCACCUGGGGGCCCUCCUGCGCCACUGCCUCAUGAUCUCUGCUGAUGGAGAGGACAGGACAGAGGAGUUCCACAGCCACACAGUUAACCUUCUGGGAAACCUGCCCCUGAAGUGUCUGGACGUGCUCCUCACGCCCAAAGUGCGGCCCGGCUCCCUGGAGUACAUGGGUGUCAACAUGGAUGCAGUCAGCAUCCUGCUGGACUUCCUGGAGCGCCGCCUGGACAGGGGACACAAGCUGAAGGAGAGCCUGACCCCUGUGCUGAACCUGCUGACAGAGAGCGCCCGCGUCCACCGCCAGACCAGGAAGUUCCUGAAGGCAAAGGUGCUGCCUCCGCUGCGGGACGUGAGGAACCGGCCGGAGGUGGGGAACUCGCUGCGGAACAAGCUGGUGCGGCUCAUGACCCACAUCGACACGGACGUGAAGCACUGCGCUGCCGAGUUCCUAUUCGUGCUGUGCAAGGAGAGCGUGUCCCGGUUUGUGAAGUACACGGGCUAUGGGAAUGCCGCUGGGCUCCUGGCAGCACGAGGCCUCAUGGCCGGGGGCCGGGAGGAGGGAGAGUACUCGGAAGAUGAGGACACGGACACAGAGGAGUACAAAGAGGCAAAGCCUAACAUUAACCCUGUGACAGGACGUGUUGAAGAGAAACUGCCCAACCCCAUGGAAGGGAUGACUGAGGAGCAGAAGGAAUAUGAGGCCAUGAAGUUAGUCAACAUGUUUGACAAAUUGUCCAGAGAGCAGGUGAUCCAGCCCAUGGGCAUCACGCCGGGCGGCAGCCUGGCACCCAUGCACAGCACCCUGCGCGACGCGGCUGAGGACAGGUCCUCGUCCGACUCGGACCUGGGGCUGGACUGAGCUGGGAGCCCCCCCGCUGCUCCGGGACUGAGCUGGGAGCCCCCCCGCUGCUCCGGGACUGAGCUGGGAGCCCCCCCCGCUGCUCCGGGACUGAGCUGGGAGCCCCCCCCGCUGCUCCGGGACUGAGCUGGGAGCCCCCCCCGCUGCUCCAGGAUUGAGCUGGGAGCCCCCCCCGCUGCUCCAGGAUUGAGCUGGGAGCCCCCCCCGCUGCUCCAGGAUUGAGCUGGGAGCCCCCCCGCUGCUCCAGGAUUGAGCUGGGAGCCCCCCCGCUGCUCUGGGACUGGUGCUGCACCAGAGGCUGGUGCUGGGCCAGGACCCGCAUCCAGCCUGGAGCCCUCACAGCCCCGCACAGGAGGACCUCCUGCCUCUUCCCAGCUCCUCACCUCCACUCCUGCCCAAGGCCUGGCUCCACCUCGAGGAUUUCACGCUCCAAACUGCUUCCAGGACUUCCCAGUAGGAUGGUUUUUAAUACAGGAUAUUUGGGAGGAAGGGGCGGGGGCGAAGAUCUUGGUCACACCAUCGGGGUUCAGCACCCUGCAGAGCAUCGUGUGUGUGUGCAGCACUGUCAGUGUGAGCGGGUGAGUGUGGCCAGCCCGGGGGGGGAGCUGCUCCCCGGGAUCACGGGUGGGAAUUGGGGGGCUGCAGGAAAGGGGGUGAGUGGUGGCAAACAGCUCCUGGGGAGCAGCCUGGGGGUGUCUCGGCACAGUGCAGCCCUGUCACCUGCAGGCAGCUCUGUGUGUGUGAUGGUGUCUGUGCACAGGCAGGGGAGUGUGGACGUGUGAGUGUAGUGAGCGAGGGCAGCAGCAGCGUGUGCACUGCAGGGAGCAGGGUGAAGCCUUCGUGUGAAGCUUCCAGCAUUCCCAUCGCCAACAUUCCCAUCCAGCUCCCACCCACAUGAGAAGCAAACGGUGCUGGCCGGGAGCACGCUGCCGUUCAGCCCCUGGCGCUGUGCAGUGCUCCUCUUACCUCCCAGCUCAGUCUCUGCCAUGGGCCUUUCCCCAUCCUGAGCUUCCCGAAGGAAAGGCCAGACUGUGCUUUGUGUGCUGCCCUCGCCUGCCUUGGCUUCCCCAGGGACACCCAGGGCUGGUGCCCGCCCUGCCCUUCGCUGUGGCUUUAGGUUUGUCUUGUUCUGGUUUGGUUGAUUUCUUUUUAAAGAGAACUAUUUUAAAGAAAACCUUUUAGUCUGUGUCACGUCCCAGAGAUCCUGAACUUCCUGUCACGAGUAGGAAUGCAGAAGUGAUGCUGGAAUAAAGAAACCACAAUGAGCUCA